AUGCGCCCAACAGCUGCACGAUCAAAUCGAUCAUCUGUACAUCAUCCUCGAUCAUCCCCGAUCCCAAGCCCAUCGACAACGUCCGUUUAUCAUCAGCCACAACAACAACAAAUUUUAUAUGCUCCCAUCAGUAAUCCAAUGGUGACUCUUCAACCAUGUGGGACAGUACUUCACCCUUCGUGCGUUUAUCCGAACGUUCAAUCUCACGUUGGUUCAUCGAAUUCCGCUGCUUUACAUCUUCAAGGUAAGAAUAAUCGAUGGCACUCCAAGAACAAAUCAUCCCGCGGUCAACUAUGCUACCAACAACAACAGCCGCUUUCUUGCAACGCGAAACCUGUGGCUCUCCUUGACCAACCGUCUUCUAGCAUCGCCCCGAUUCCAUCGUCGACCACGUCCUUCUUAGUAGCUUCGUCCACAUUUGCUCAUGCUGGACCAUUGUCCAGCGAACAUUACAACAACAAUUCCAGAGUGACACAUCUGUUACCGCAAUCCUUCAACUUUAAGCCGUCAAACGUACAGACCUUCUGCCUCAUACAGGACCGACAAAACGCCCAGCAACAGCAUCCGAUACAGGCUUCUUACUACAAUAUCUCGGCUACAAACACCUGCAGUUUGCAAACCAUCAAUCCCAACUCAUCCUUCCCGCUUCCCAGCCUCAAUCCUUACACCAAUCUAACUACUUUCAAUAGCAAUCAAUUUCCAGCGACAGUGCAAUCCUCCCCGCUCUUCACGAAUUCGCCUGUUGGUCUAGUCCUCGCUCCGACGCAAAAAAACAAGUUUUUACCCACAUCUGAUUUCUCGUCGUUGAAAAAUAACGCAAGCAAAACAACACCACGUAUCUGUGAAUCUCGAAUCGUUCCUGUCAGUCAUAGUGACAAUUUCAAUGGUUGGCCACUUCAGAUUGAAACGUCUGCCAAGAAUUCAUGCGACGCGCAUACUGCGGGCAACAGCAAGGAUCUCGAAUCUACUGAUCACGCUUCGCAGAAACCUAUUUCCGCGAAAACCGACGAGGAACAUUACUCGGAUGAAUCUUCGAACAGCUUCGACUUUACCAUUGAGGCCGAGAAGAUGGUCUCAGCUUUAUGUAACACCACAUCUUCAAAUGAUUUGGGUAAGGAGGAGUCGAAACCCGAUAAUAAAACUGACUCUGCGCCGUUAUUUAGCGGCGCCGGCGAUAAUGUGUCUAAUAAGGCGAAUUGGUUCACCGAUUUCUGCUCCGAGUACGAAAAUGGAACGUCGAUAGGCGUUCAAACAGAUGCCUAUCCGUGUGCCGAUAGAUCACAGUAUCCAGAAUUGAUCCGGAAGACAGUUUAUUGGGGAUGCACAGAAGCCGAGAUUGUGCUCGGCUCUAACGAUUCGCAUACGGACUCUAAACAAAGCUGGUUAACGUGUCUAUCAUCCGCCACUAGAACGGCGAUUACCAAGUCAUCGACUUGUAUCCCGGUUUUCGCAGGAGAUCGAGUUCUCGCUAAUGAUCUUAUAAAUGCUCUUCUACGUAUCAGCAAUGGAUGGUUGAGUCUCGACAAUUACUUGAAUAAACAACAUUUUCCCAAUUUGAUUGACAGAUUGGAGCCCGAGUUAAUCUCGUGCUUUUAUAUAUGGGAAGAGAGCACAUGCGAACUACUAAAGCAAAUAGUGCGGACCUUUCAGAAAUUCGGAGAAAAUAAUGAAAAGACAGAUCAAAAAUGCAAUGCGAUUUGCGGAUCAUCUUCAUUUCCAGGCGAUGUGUCACUUUAUACGAACUAUAAUCUCUUCGCUCAACCGUCUUCGAGCUCCUUUAUUCAGAACACAGUUAGAAAAGUCUCUUCUCAAGAAAAUCCACCCAGUGCGACAUCGAUACCAUUAUCAACGAGCAGUCUACAUAAUUUUCAAUACAAUUCCGGUCAACAAGAGCAACAAUCGGCUGCUCAGAAGGAAAGUAAAUUACGGAGCAAGUGGACGAUCACCGAGAAUUUAUCAUCCGCGAUUAAUACCACCAAGUCUGUGCCUAAUGUCUCCAUAUAUCACAUGAAUGAUGUCAAUAGUCUGGCGAAUACAAAACUGCGUACGAAGAACGCAUCCUCCGCGUCACGGAAGUCCGAUUCCAUUCAAAAAUCAUUGAACGCCGAAUUUUAUCAGCUGAAGAACAAAGUGAUGGAGAGCAGUACGGAUACGACGAAGGACAGAAAACACGAUUUUAAAUCAGAAAAUAAACUUUUAACGUCACAUAGUAACACCGACCAAUCCAUCCGAAUGCAACAUUCAGCGACGAAUACUCCUCUAACUUACAAUGGACUGUACGCGCAGAAUUGUUUAUCCUUUACAUUUCCUUUGUCCAAUAAUCCGAGCUCUUCGUAUCCUGUGUCCAAUCCGGGGAUCUUAACUUAUGGUGGUUAUCUCUCUUCAAGAUAUUCUUAUCCGAUUACCGAUAUUAAUUCGAGAAGUAAUAGAAACUCCGAGCAAAAUUACGGAACUAAAAGCGCGAAGGUCCAUCCGACUUACGUCGGCAAAUCGCAGACCGAUCAAAUAGAAUUCCCGGCUGUACCUAGGAAUAAGAUGACUUUGCUCAGCCAAAUCGAGCCGAGAACAUUCGACAAGGAGUCCAAGGAAAUGGCUGCCAAUCUGUCGGCCUGGUUUGCCAGUAUGCGAAACGCGCAAUCUCCGGCUGCGUCCACUUUUGAAGAGUCGAAGAUGAAUGAGAACUUAGGGUCGCGAUUAUUCGCUCAGCAAGAGAUAUCAAAGUACUCGAUGAGCGUUCCUAAGCAGCCGCAGAUUGACGCGAAUCGACAGUUUCAAGCCUUGCAAAAUCUGCCGAAUAUUCAGAGUACACCAUGGGCCGCCAGUAACUUCAUCAAUCGUUAUCAGGCACAACACGCGCCGGAAGAGUAUGAUAGCUCCGAGGACGUGCGAGUAUACAUGAAACCAGGAAGCUACAACGUCCCGAGGAAGAGGCACCAGAGAAGAUUCAAUCGUCGAUCGGACAACAGUAACGCGACGUCUCGUAACGCAACGAACAAUCAUCACAAUGUAUGUGGCAAUAAAGGGAAGGGUAUAUCGAUACUUGCAUCGUCGACACCUCUGUCGCAUAUAAAUGCACCGACUACCAACAUCAGUAAUGCUACGCUAAUAAAGACGUCAUUCCCGCCGGCUUCGCAGCUACCUGCUCCUCUGUUCAAUCUUGAGAAUUCACCUAGGAUUUUAAAACGUACCGAAUCUUCAUCGCAGGAUGCUCAUCAAGAUGUUACAUGGAAAGCUGCGUGCGCUUCGGCCGAAAUACUUCUCGAAGCUCUUAACGUAAAAGACUGUAGCAAUACGUGCAGAAAGAUCGAUUGCAAUGAUAAUACCGAGAAAGAUAAUAAAAAUAAAGAGAAUGCCGAAACAUCGCAGCAGAGCGAUCUGAAAUUACUAAAGCGCAACAAUGUCGAUUAUGCCUCGUCCUACGAAGCCUCGGAAGAUGAUUCGGGAUCCACAUGCAGAUUAUCGCCUAGUACGAGCGUCCUAUCAGCAUCCCAAUUACGCGAGGAAGAGAAUGCAUAUUCAACAGCUCUCGGUAUCAGGACCAACGUGAAAACGGAUUCCUGGCUAAUCAGGACUCUCAAUAACGCGAGUAUCGUCGGCAAACAGAAGCGACACAAGGACGACAUAGAUCCACGAAGUUUAGAAUCUUCGAAUAGCUCGGAGACUGCAGACGUAAAACUAGAUCAAUUCGCAACGUCAUCAACUGCGGAUGCAGAUACGAAAACACCUGCGAUAAUCAUCGACAGCGAAUAUCCAGCGAUCUUCUCCCGCGAACAUAUCUCUGGUUUUUUCUCGAGAAACGAUCAAACAUUGACGAAAGAAUCGGAAAGUUAUGUUGGACGAGCUACGUAUUCCGAGACGGUGCGAAGAUCCAUAAAAACGAACAACGUGCCUUUGGAGAGAAAAGAGACGUGUAAGCCGUGCACGAUCAACUCAUCGGUGGCUACCGUAAUACCGAUUCCUGGCCGCAAGUGUCAGAGAAAAGAUCCGGAACAAUCUUAUCAGCUUUUACAUAAAUCGCGAAAAUCAGCUGAUAAGAAGACAGUGAGAAAUACGGGUGGCAACGAUCUCCAAUUGGAGGAAGGAUCGUGCGCGAAAAUCAACAGUGUCAAAUCAAACAAUAUAAUGUCAAAAUUGUCAAUCACUACGAAAACGCAUGGAAAAAAAGAUUUGGAACAUUCGAAAGACAAAUAUGCCAUUAAAUCAAGCGAUCGCGGCUGGUCGGUGUGGUAUAGUUCCAGGAAAAAGCAAACCCUCAGUUCUCUUGCGCUGAGUAAACUGGAAACGAUUCAUCAAACUGUCUGGCAAAUGGACGAAGCGAAGAUCUUCAAGUAUCCAUUCUCGUGCGAUAAUAAGGAUGGCCAGUCUCUGUCCGCAGAAAUAAUGGAGGAUUACUGCAAGGUUGUUAAAAGCCCAAUGUUUCUCGAGAUCGUCGAGUACAAACUAAAGAAUCGGAUUUAUCACAAAGUUGAGCACGCCGUAAAAGAUUUCCGUCGUAUUAUUCAUAAUGCGAGACUAUACCAUCAGCAUGAUGAUGAGCAAACAAAAAAGAUUGAGAUACUUUCGAAGAAAUUGGAAGAUCUACUCGAGGAACAUUUCGACAAUUGGGACUUCGAAAAUAUUACCGAAAGUCCGAGAGAAGAUUCAUCGAUGCAGCUGCGAUUGAAAACGAUCGGACAGAAACCGAACGCAGGAUGCUGCGACAGCGCAAAGAAGGGCACUUCUUCGUUGGCCAACGUGGAGAAUUCUUCAUUUCAUUGACUGUUGCUUUUCAUCUAACAAACUCCAAAUCGACCGAUUUAAAACACUAUCGCAUCCUGCUAAUGAAACUAGCAUUAUCAUUACAUUGAUCGGGGAAGUAGUGUAUGUAAUAAUUUCUUCUAGUCAUGAGUCACAUUUUGUACGAUUAAUUAAUAAUAUCUCGUUUCUUUCCAUUAUCGAAAAGCGAUAUCAAUAUUCGACGACUUGUAAACGCUUCGUUAAACUUUUCUGUCUCGACUUCCGAAGAGACGGGAUUCUGGACGAUUUUAUUGACUUUGAAAUGUGCGCGUGUGUAUUCUGUCCAUUAUAUAACUCUAUCCCAAUCUCAUAUAUCUUUAUGAAAAAAAAAAAAAACCUGUAUUAAACGUGUGAAUGUGUAUCGACAGAUAUUGAAUUUAUUCUUGUAAAAGAACAAAAGAAAAGUGCACAAUAGUAAGAGAUACCAACAAUAAUGUAAUUUCCACGUUUAUUAUUACAGCUCUAUUACUAAUGAAUGAUUUCGAUCUUUUAACUUCGAUACUUUUGUUGAGGUGUCGUUAGAUCAGAAUAAUAUGAAUCAUGAAAUAUAUUAUAUUGAUCAAUCUAUUA
Cataglyphis hispanica is the source of this 5346-nucleotide messenger RNA. RefSeq lists its product as uncharacterized. Gene Ontology annotation, molecular function: protein binding. Lineage: Eukaryota; Metazoa; Arthropoda; Insecta; Hymenoptera; Formicidae. The record is from RefSeq and is a predicted model, not a curated record. Bases 1 to 4758 code for a protein of 1585 amino acids. The transcript has 5 exons.